ACGAAAUGAACCGCUCGUUUAAAAACAACCGCGGUUGUUGCAUCGCGUCUCCGAAUUCAGUUUGACUUCCGUCGCUCGCCCGGUCUUUCGUGACGGGUCCUUUUGAUGCGCGUUGAGCUACCGAGUGGGAGUUUCUUAAACUAGACGAGGGGUGUGGAAAAGUCGUAUCAGUGCCGACGGUGUCUGGGAGCGAAACCGAGCGCGCACCGGGAGCGCGCGCACCGGACAGCUUCUGACGCCGGAGGAGAGCGAGGAGCGAGUAGGAACCCCGUUCAUCUGCCCUGCCGCGCCAGCCUUGUCAGAUCGAGACAUCCCUCGCCCUCUGUCCGGUAAACUAGGACACCCUGGGAAGCGGAUUGAAUUCUCUCCUCAAAUCACAACACCUUCGCCGCCGCAAUCCCUCCAUCCCGCGGCUCAGGAAUACAAAGUUGUAUCACUUUUAAACGACUCUCCUGGACUGAACUCUUCUGGUUUUUUGACAAAAAAAACAUCUUUUUUUUGUGUGUGUGCGUGUGCGUUUUGAGUUGGCUUGGAUAUGCGCGCGCGCGUCGACUUGAUUCCCGCCGCUACUUAGCGUGGAAUAUCCGAGGACUUUACUCAACGCUCCAGAAGAAAAGAAAAAUACUUUGAAGUGCUAUGGGAAUUUGAGGAGUUUGUUUAUUUAGCUAUUUUCCUUAAGAUGCGUGUGGGGCGAGAGUCUUCGCCGCCCCUUUUUAGACCAGAAUUAGUCAGCGUGGUCCCGGAGUAGAGGCUAGAUCGGUGUCUUCUCGAUCUCACGCACUCUCCUCACUCUCCUUUUCUUCUUCCCCCUCCUAAGGUUAUUUGUAUAUUUCCGUGGAAUAACUGAUCUGGAAAACGACUGAACGACAAAGUGUCUUGCCUCUCCUCCCCCCACCACCACCACCACCGCCGCCUGUAACUGACAGGCGGUUCAAGGUUUGUUCUUCUCCGGAGAAUGCUCAAUGAUCGAUGGGGAAUCAUGAACAGCUCACCGGAACUCGAAGACGGACAGCGGGGCAAGAAUCAGACAUUCUGUGAGUGUGUGCCCAACUCUUCUCAGCUCAAACAUCGCUGGUCAGACUCAGACACAGUCAGACAAACACCGCCCAAGAGGAUGAGUUGUAGCUAUCUGCUUUGUACCAUCCUGCUUUUCGUGGCCGUUCUGCUCGCAGUCACAGUGACGGGAACCAUUCUUCUCAUGAACCACUACCAGGCCCCGCCCAUGUCGGACGGCCCCCCUCAUAUUAGCACAAACCAGGACGAAGCCAAUGCGUUGGUGACAGUCGAGAGGGGUGAUGGAUCACGCAUCAAUAUCUUCAUCGACCCCAACUGCCCUGAUUAUAACAGUAAUUUCCUGCGGCUCGAAGGCGUGCAGACGUCUUUGCUGCAUUCGCUCACCGACCACGAUACGGAUCUCAAGUCCGUCAAAGGUCAGGAUCGAGCGCUAUUGGUCAACUUGGCAGAGGAAGUUGCUAAGCUGUCUGCCCACGCGGGACAGCUGAAGAUGGACUAUGAGUCUCUCAGAAGAGGACAAAGCAACCUGGGACAGGAUCUGAAUACACUGCAGACUGAACAGAGCAGACUUAUACAGCUGCUGUCCGAGAGCCAGAUUAACAUGGUGAAGGUUGUCAACUCUGUGAGCGAUGCUCUAAAUGCCAUGCAGAAGGAAACUGGAGGUUUGAAGGCCAGGGUGAAGGCUGACCUGCAGAGGGCGCCAGUCAGAGGAGUCCGUCUUAAAGGCUGUGCUAAUGGAUCCCGUCCACGGGACUGCAGUGAUAUAUACGCUAGCGGUCAGAGAGAAGAUGGCAUCUACUCUGUUUUUCCCACUCAUUAUCCCGCCGGCUUUCAGGUCUACUGUGAUAUGAGCACGGACGGAGGUGGCUGGACGGUAAUCCAGCGGAGGGAGGAUGGGUCUGUGAACUUCUUCAGGGAGUGGGACUCCUACAGGGAAGGAUUUGGCAAAAUCACUGGAGAGUACUGGCUCGGGUUGAAACAAAUACAUGCUCUCUCUAUCCAAGGCAACUACGAACUGCGUAUAGAUCUUGAGGAUUUCGAGAACAGCACAGCUUUCGCACAGUAUGGUGUGUUUGGAGUUGGACUGUUCUCUGUUGACCCCGAGGAUGACGGUUACCCCCUCACCAUCGCCGAUUACACCGGAACCGCAGGAGAUUCGUUGCUGAAGCACAAUGGAAUGAAGUUCACCACAAAAGACAGAGACAACGAUCACUCGGAGAACAACUGUGCUUCUUUCUACCACGGCGCCUGGUGGUACCGUAACUGCCACACGUCCAACCUGAACGGCCAGUACCUGCGCGGACAGCACACCUCUUACGCCGACGGGAUCGAGUGGUCGUCCUGGACCGGGUGGCAGUACUCGCUAAAAUUCACAGAAAUGAAAAUCCGGCCAACGCGCGACGAGCGAGAAAGCAAGUAAUCGCACAAAAAGUCAAAUUUAAAUGUAAGGAAAAAAGUUUAAAAGACUUAAAUGCUGUGCUUCGUGUGUGGAAAACAAAAAGGACGGUGGUUGUUGCUAAUCAGAAAAAAGAGCUUUGUGUUGUCCUGUUUAUUAAUUUGGCAGAAAAGUCACACUGUUGUGUGGCCGUGCUGUGAGUCCCUCCAUAUGACAAUCUCUUUAUCAUCGGGCCUUGAAGUUUCUUUACCCCCCCCCAGCUGUCGAAUCUCAGCUCACCACUGCACUCAAUACUGUGAGUCACACUUCGAUUCUGACAAAAAAAAUGACACUGAAUCAAGGAUCCUAUUAUCUUGCCGCCGGUUAGGGAAUGAAUUAAUGGAGGACUAUGUAUGACAAACGAAAUGCUGGAACGGUUCCUUCUGUCAGCAAAAACCGUUUCCGUUUUCCCUUUUAUUGUUUAACACGCAAUUAAUACGCCAAACGCACAUGCCACAGCCAAAUCUCCGCUAAGUCUUCGUUUUUGAAUGAGGAGGCUAGUACAAAAGAAGAAAGUGUGAAAGACGGGAGGGAGAUGAGAGAGAGAGAGGCGGUCUAAGAGGAGAGCGGUGCAAAGGUUUCUGUGGGAGUUUGUCUCUCAUCUGUCUGACAGGCCAUUAGUGAGCAUAUUGGCCACUUUGUCUGAUCGCCAUUGCCAAGUGAUCAUCAGCCAGGCUCUUCAUCUCACACGUACGCAGAUGGAGGCCGCUCGUGUGUGUGUGUGCGCGAGCGAGAUGAAAGGAAAAUGCGAUAUUGUCUCGUCUCCUUCCCGAGUGUGCGUUUCUGACUCAGUAUAAGUUUGAGUGUUUUCGAGGAAUCUCUUUCUCGGCCGGAGAAGCCCGCUCGAGUGUGUUUACUUAGCGCUCGUACACACGUCGCUUGUUGUAUGCUAAUUCAAACGAGCCGCCCCGUCCUAGCGAACGCAGACGCGUAUAUCAGCUCAUUCACUGCCGUCUCUCUCUCCAGCUCACUUUCCAAAGGUCAGACAUCUCAAACGUGAAUAUUGUUCUUCUUUCCCCUUGUGCUCGAGCAGCUCCCUUCAUCUCUCGCCCUUUCUUUUUUUUUCCCUCCUGGUGGUCUUCUCGUUUGUUCUCCCUCCGCUCUCCCUUCGCUCUUUGGGUUUGUUUUCUCGGGCUCCCCCGUGGAAGUGGAAAAGGUCGACAUGUCAUUUAGUACAAUUACUCUGCCCAUUGUUCUCUUCUUUGCUCUUUUCUCUCACUUCUGUUCUUCCCGCUUCUGUUUUUGUAAUUCAUCUCUCUCUUAAACCUAAUUAUGUUUUUUUUUUUUUUUUAAUUCACAUUAUCGUAACGAUGACAAUUUAUUUGUACUUUGCUUAAAUGAUGUCAUUUUGAAUUCAAAACAGAGAGUUUUACAUAUUUAACAUGAUUAACGCACUAACAAAACUUUUGUUCCCUCCCUCGCUUGUUUGUGCUUUUUUUUUCACGUGUAAAGACGAGCAGUUUUCAUGCUGACUUGUGAAUGAACUUGCGCAGCACUGAUUCGUUCAUCUUGGAUUUCGCAGUUUUGAGUUUUACUUUUAAAAAUGUUAAAAAGAGCUUUAAGAUACGUGUAGAUUUCAUGUACAGUGUGUAUGUUUUAGAGACUUUUAGCGCAUGUGAAACGUUUUCUUACGGGAAAUCGACAAAAGCACACAAACGAAGCUAUAGAAAAGAUCCCUCGAUGUGUCUUGAUAUCGGCUGUAGUCACGUGACUGGGAUGGAAAGGACUCUUGUUUUAAAUUCUGGUCUGCCAGGAGGGGAGUUGAAAUCCAUUAAACGAACACCAACGAAUAAUGAGCACAUUACUCGAGAAAAUAUGUGGGAAGACGACUGUAAAAGCAACAUUACGGGAUGUUGUCAAGACUCUUAAAUGGACACAAGUGAGUGCUCAUCCUUGUCUCUGGAGUCGCCUCUAAGUUUGCACCACUUUAACUACAAAGUUGCCUCUGUCAGUUUGUGUCUUUGUUGUGUAUUUUCUCUUGUUCUCUUUUCUCUUUUUUUCUUUUCCCCCUCCUCUCAUUCUGUGGAAUUACAUCACAGUCGGCCCCUUUUCUCUGUCACCAUUUGCUUCAAAGUUAACCAUGCCGCCUGUUCAGCUGUCAAUAAUGUUUCUCCAGUGCGUUGCCAUGGCAAUGAUCCCCUGAACAAAAGCUAACAGGCUCAACAGAAGAACGUUGGAUAGAGAUGUUAAAUGAUGUAACUAUGUCAAGAAAGGACGAAAAGAGUGCACAUUAUAAUGGGACAAAUGCAAUUUGAAAUAAUUUGUAAUUAAUGGUCUCUGUGAGAAUGAGUGCGUGCGCGCGCGUGACUGAAUGAAAAAGAAAAUAUACUUGUAAAGAAAAAAGUAAAUUGUUCUUUCCGUGUAUGACAUUGGCUCUUCAUAUUGUGUGCAUAUGAAAAAAAAAACAAAUAAAUAACAUAUAAAUAAAUUGAUUUCUGCAAUGGCACUGCAUGGAUUUUGA
This is a messenger RNA of Puntigrus tetrazona (Sumatra barb), 4910 nucleotides long. It is a transcript of the gene fibcd1b, whose product is annotated as fibrinogen C domain containing 1b. The coding region runs from base 956 to 2434 and encodes 492 amino acids. The record is from RefSeq and is a predicted model, not a curated record. NCBI's taxonomy places the organism in Eukaryota, Metazoa, Chordata, Actinopteri, Cypriniformes, Cyprinidae. The transcript has 8 exons.